GACCGGAAGUGACUGAAUCAGGAAGAAAACAACAACAACAUCACGUGUGCGCAUCGCAGCAGAGUAGGGGAUUUCCAUUCAAGGGCUGAUGGGUUUCACUUUCAGUUCCAGACACUGACUCCGAUCAUCUGUGAAGGUUUGUAGAGAUGGAUGAGCAGCACAUUCAGGCUCGGCUGAUCGCUCUGCUCAGGCAGGACAACAUCCGCCUGUGGAUGGAGCCCUUCACGACUGACAGCGGCGCCGCGGACCUUCAGAAGAUACAGGAACUGGCUCUUAAAUACGCUCCAGUCACUGGCUUUACAGUGGAGGAUGUGAUGUCAUCACUGGAGACCAUCAGAUCAGACACCAGCAGGAAAGAUGAAGGAAAUAAACAGUUUAAAGAGACGUCAGUGGCCACGCUAGAGCUCCACCUGCCCAGAGAAGGAGAGAAAAAGAAAAGGAAAGUUCAUUUAAAAACCAAACUGGACAUCACCACCCAAGAGCUGAAGAAACAGAUAAGUGAGGAGUUUGGAUUCAAACACUUUAACCUGAUUUUGACUGGAAAGAAACUGGCUCUAGGGAUGAGGCUCGAUGAACAGAACGUGAAGAACAACAGUAAGAUCAUGGUGCUGAACGUGUCCUCGGAGGAGGUGAAGAGUGAAAUGCGGGAGGAAGAGGAGAAGAAACGCAGUCAGGAUGAAGGAGUGCAGAGGACACAGAAGGGUUUCCAGAUCCUGUCGGAGAGAGAUGGGAGUGAAGAUCCAGCCACAACCCCGUUUUUAGAGAUCGCAGAUCAGAAAGGAAAUCCACUCCAGAUCCCUAAUGACGAGAGGAAGGCUCUGAUCCUGGCGAUGGGUUUCCAUGAGAAAGGUCGAGCUCUGAUGAAGAAGAGAGACCACAGCGCUGCUCUGUGUCACCUGCUCCUCGCAGACGAACAGUUCAAUAAGUGCAACUCUGCGCUGCUGAACACGGUGGAUAAUUACGCCGUCCUGCAGCUGGAUAUCGUGUGGUGUUACCAGGCGCUGGAGCAGCUGGACUGUCUGAACGACGCCAAACAGAGACUGGCUCGAGCUGAGGAGUGUUUCCAGAGGUGCUACGGAGAGCAGAAGAGCCGACUGCGUCUCAUCAAGGGCCACACCGGAGGAGAAGACGUGCUGUUUCUGAGGCUGUACCUCCUUCAGAGUGUGCUGGCUUACCACGAAGGCAACAAGAACCAAGCCUCUCACAAGCUCAAAGAAGUUGAGGAUCUGUUCCGUCAGUUGUGUCUGGACCCUGACAAGAUCAUGCAGCUGAUGAGUUUGGGCUUCUCUGAGCAGGACGCUCGACUGGGUUUGAGAGCCUGUCGAGGAGACUUACCGAAGGCCGUGGAGCACAUCACACAGAGGAAGAAGGAGAAGAAGGAGAUGAAGGAGAGAGAGCGUGAGAAGAGGAGACGGCGUCUGCAGGACAUCAACACGCUGGUGGAGCUGGGCUACAGUAAGAGAGACGCGGCCAGAGCCCUGCAUCAGGCCAGAGGAGACGUGGACAAGGCCUACAACAUUCUGUUGGACAGCGCUGAACUUCAGACUUCAGACAGACAGGCUAAACUGGAUCAGCUGGUGUCGUAUGGCUUUCCGCUGGACGUGGCAGAUUCGAUGCUGAGGCUCAUGGGAGAUGAUCUGGAGCAGGCCACACAGAUGCUGCUGGAUCACCAGGGUGCCGUUCCUCCUGAACUCCUGUCGCCCUCUCCUCCAUCAUCCUCCUCAGAGGAGCCCAGCACCUCCUCCGACUCCACCGUCUCAAGUUCUAGUCCUCUGGACGAGGAGCUGGUGAACGAGGUUCUGGAGGACAUUCCCAGACAUGAAGAAGACUAUCUGGACGUCACGCUGGACGAGGAGCAGGAACUCAUGAUCCAGAUCAAAUCCCGUCUGGACAAACAGACCACAUCCUCCGGAUGAGAAGAACUUUCAUCGGAUCUAGAGUCACCAAAUCAUCAUCAGCUGUUCAUGUUCAACAGAUGUUUAAGAGUUCAAAACGUUUGAUGCAUUUUUGUUUUCAAAUAACAUUGAAUCUAAAAAGAACUUAGAAGAAACUUUGAUUUAUUCAAUAAUAUGUUAAUUUCAGUUAAAUAAUUUUAGCUUCUACAUGAUUGAUGACAUGUAUAAAAAGAAAGAUAGCUUUAUUUAAAGAUCUUGUUUGAUUAUUUGAUGGUGAUUCUAGACACUAAUGUCACGACCCAGUUGAAUGUAAGUGCUUUAUAUAGUUUUACUCCGUUCUGAUGCUUCUGUUCAUGUUCAUACGGUUCAUUAUUUGUUGAACAUGCAAUAAAGAUUCACUCAUUGUGAACAUUUACAGUG
This is a messenger RNA of Ctenopharyngodon idella (grass carp), 2315 nucleotides long. It is a transcript of the gene nub1, whose product is annotated as negative regulator of ubiquitin-like proteins 1. The record is from RefSeq and is a predicted model, not a curated record. NCBI's taxonomy places the organism in Eukaryota, Metazoa, Chordata, Actinopteri, Cypriniformes, Xenocyprididae. Gene Ontology annotation, biological process: regulation of ubiquitin-dependent protein catabolic process. Gene Ontology annotation, molecular function: protein binding. The transcript is spliced from 15 exons. Bases 147 to 1916 code for a protein of 589 amino acids.